Molecule: messenger RNA, 3377 nt
Organism: Metopolophium dirhodum (rose-grain aphid)
Lineage: Eukaryota; Metazoa; Arthropoda; Insecta; Hemiptera; Aphididae
Product: mRNA export factor Gle1-like
Exons: 1
Coding region: 818-2620 (600 amino acids)
Biological process (GO): regulation of translational termination; poly(A)+ mRNA export from nucleus; regulation of translational initiation
Cellular component (GO): nuclear pore cytoplasmic filaments; cytoplasm; nuclear pore
Molecular function (GO): inositol hexakisphosphate binding; translation initiation factor binding; phospholipid binding
Source: RefSeq, a predicted model, not a curated record
CCGGGUAAAUAUGAUAGGUAUACAACCAAGGCUACUACCUAGGCUACUACCUAGGCGUACCUACCAACAACAAAAAAUACAUUAUAAUAUCGAUUUUACAUUUUUUUAAUUUUCUACAGAUACCUACUUACCAGAGCCGUGCCCUAGGGAGGCCAAACUUGUAACAUUUUAAAGGGCGGCAAAUGUUUAAAUAUGUAUGUUUAAUAGGAGUGCCAAAUAUUAUUGCCCUGGGGCACCAAUGACAGUUGCACGGCACUGCUACUUACAUAUUAUAAUAAUUAUUAUUAAUUUGAAUGAUUCGUGCGACAAUGGCUAUUACCAAAGUCGCAAAACGUAAAUGUAGUAAAUAACUUUAAAAAUUAAUUUUUUUUCAUUUCGGUUAUAACUAAUAAAGCAAACUUUCUAUAUAAUAUUAGUCGUGACUCGCGAUCGAUAUUAAUAAAGUUCAUUUUAUAGAAUAAGAUUGGGAAAUUGGUAUUUCGCUAUCGUAAUAAUGGGUUUAUCGGUGUUCAAUUAACGUAGGUAGAUAUAAUAAAGGCAUACUGCUAGGUACAACGGGUUUUAUAAAAGUGUAAAAUAUGGGGGUACGAGACAGAUAAUGUACAUAGCUUAUUGCCGUGUAGUUGUGAUACAUUAGAUUAAGGUUUUCAGUUAAUACCAAACACGCCAGAAGUGUGCACGGUGCGCGUCUUAAUAUUAUUAUAUGUUCUAAAUUGUACGCUGGGAUAUUAACGUCCAAAAACCACGUGAGUACUAUACACCACUAUUGAGUUAUUUUUUUUUUUUAAAUCCGUACACAUUCGUUACCUAUGAAACUAUGGCUCCAAAUGCAUCACCAUUCUUUAAUUUUAACAUGGACAAUCACGCUAUUCAUAUUCAAAAAAAUGUCUGCCAUAAUUUCAAUUACAAUAAUAAAACUAGUACAAUAUCGCUCUUCAGAAGCCGUUUGAAAUCAAUACGAGAACAGUUUGUAGCUGUCAACAGCCAUUAUUUAAGGGAAAACGUCAUAGAGUCAGUCAGUCAUUAUUCACCUUCAACUUUUGUUAGAAAGGAAAAAACUGAAAAUACAUGGCUGAAUGAUAUGCGAUCCGUUUCAUGUAUGCGUUUGGAUUUUAUGCGCAAGAUGAUAAUUCAACAAACAAUGAGAGAAAAAAUGGAGGUGUGGCAACAGAAAAAAGAUGAAAUGGCACGAAAUAGAAAAUUUGACAUUUCAUUAAAAUCAGAAUUUCAACGUGAUGAAAUUAUGGUUAAAAAAGAAAAUUAUAAAAUGAUUUUCGAUCAAAUUAAAGAACGCGCACACAUGGCAAAUAAACAGGCAAUAAACAUUGAUCACCAACAACGUGGUAGAGAAAUUUGUUUCAAAGCCGUCUUGACAAAAGCGGUUUUAAUAGGAAAUAUUUUAAAUAGUUACUUCAACGAUCAACAGUUAGUAUUAAAAGUUGGCAAACAAAUCGAAGAUUAUCGUUCAAUGGAGUCAAGAUUAGAUGUCUUAAAGAAUAUUAAAGUUGUUGAAGAAGCUCCAUUAAUUGCCGCACAAAGCUUGUUAAAGGACCUAACAUUAUAUAAAAAUAAUGUAGUUAUGCCAAUUCAAGCAGAAAUAGAAACAUUAAAGGUACAAAUGGAUAAAAAAAAGAAUUUAUUACAUAUAUUCUGUGCUAAUAAGCCGGUUGAGAACAUAGUUAAAAAUGUCAGACGACAAUAUGUUGCUUUAGUGAAAAAUAAUAAAUUAUUAAUUAACAACUUAACCAAUGUAAGAGAAUUACCAUUUGUAAAUGAUCCAACAACAAAAAUAUUUAGGCAAAAUGUAAUUAAAGUAAUUAACACACUAGUUAAUACUAUAUCAACUACAAAUGUCACACAUUUAACUGAUAAAUAUAAUAAACUAAACGCAUUGUUGAGUGGAAAACUUGUCUGCGUCGCAAACACACAAGUUAUGAUUGGUGAGAAUAAGGAAGCAUUAGCAUUUUGUAUGCAAACUUUAGCUACAAAAAUAGUGAACUAUGCAGAGGAAGUAAUAUGUGUGAAGACUCAAGCUGCUUAUGAAAUUGCAACAAUUAUAACUAAGCUUUGGAAUGCUCAUCAGCAAUUUGGUAAAAUCCUUUUUGCCGAAAUGAAACAAAAAUGUCCUUUGCUUGUUCCAUUUUAUUAUCCUAUAGCAAAACAUUUAAAUUGUGAGCAGAUAGACCAUGAAUCAUUUGGUUACAAGUUUGAUUCUUUAGGAAAUGUUGAAUCUGAUGCCAAGUAUCUACAGCGUAUGACAGGUAUUAUACGACUUUAUGCAUCUCUUAUAGUUACCUCAUCAAAAUGUGACCAACCAGUAAUUGGUCUAAGUCAAGCAUGGAUUUUUGUAGCCGGAACAUUAAAUCAAAACCCAGUUGCAGACAUCACAGCUACUAUAUUGGUUGAAUUUCUAAAAAUUGUUGGUUUUGCAAUGCAUCAAAGAUAUGGAAAUCAGUUCAUUAAAUUGUUAAAAUAUAUUAAUACACACUUUUUAAAAAAAAUCAUAUUGGUGACACCCGAAGGUAAUGGAGGACCUAUUACUCGUUUAAAUAGCUUCUUGUCAAGAAGUCUAUGUACUGGGUCUAUUGAAGAACCUAAAGGUAUACUAUUUGAUUUUUGAUAAUUUUUAUUUUGUAUUUAGCAUAAAUUAUUUGAUUGAGAACUUUUACAAUUGUUUUAUAUUUAUAUAAAAAAAAAAAAUAAUAUAAUAAGAAAAAUACAAAAAAAUAAGAAAAUACAAAAUACAAAAAAAGCGUGGAACAACUUACUUGUUAUUAGUAAAAAAAAAUUAUUGUUGAUUGAUAAAAAAAAAAUCCUUGUUUAUUGAGAGAAAAAUACUUAUUUAUUGAGAAAAAAUGCUUAUUUAUUGAGAGUAAAAUACUUAUUUAUUGAGAGAAAAUGUUAUUAUGAUGUGUCUAUAUAAUAUAUUGCUUGAUUGUUAACAGCACUACUUUUUAAUUUAAAAUUUUAACUUAAUUUAUUGAAUGUUGGAUUUUAUUUACAUUUUUAAAAUGGUUUAUGUCUAUUAUAGUCAAUGAAUCGCUUUUUGAUCUGAUUAUACACAAAUAUUAUUUUUAUUUUUUUUUUGGUAUUAACGUGUUCAUAAUAUUAUGCAACUUAUUUUGAAAAUAUUUGUUUUGAGUUAUUUAUUUACUAAUUUUUUUAAGAAUUUUACAACUUUGCUGCAACUGAAUUUUUUAAGUGUUAAUAAAAUUAACAGAAUGUGUACAGAAUACUUGUUUUUUUUUUAUUUAAGUUUCCUCUUCCAUUUAAAUUUAUUUACAGCAAAAAUAAAUGUCUAGAUAAAAACAUACUUGAAGAUUGUCAUAGCAUAUUAUGUAUAAGUACAUUAUUAAAAACUGGUUGCAUAGCUUCUU